Molecule: messenger RNA, 993 nt
Organism: Symbiodinium pilosum
Lineage: Eukaryota; Dinophyceae; Suessiales; Symbiodiniaceae
Source: the annotation of a GenBank genome assembly
AUGGCCCUUCGAAUAGAUUCUGAUUUGCUAGCCAAGGAAGAAGCUUGGCAAUUGGGCUAUGGACGCUUCAAAUACUGCGGGCUGCGUGAAGAUCCUUUUGGGAAGCCCCCUGAUUUGCAGGCUCCAGCGGCGCUCGCAAGACUUCCUUUGCCUGAUGUAGAUGCUAGAGAGCUGCAAGGCGUCAGGGAGCUACAAAGGCGCGUUUCAGACAUCGCUUCGGUGGCGCUUCGUUCUGACUUCUGCACCCUCCUCCGUUUUUUCCAGGAAGGCCAAGGGGAUGUGGGCCGGGCAGAAGCCUGCUUUCGAGAAGCUGUAGAAUGGCAGAAGAAGCAUGACGUGCCAAGAGCCCUGACUCACUGGAAUUUGGCGCUCUUUGAGCGUUGCCUUGCACCAUGGUGGCCGACGGGUGGAUUUUUAGGCCUUGGAUUCGAGGGGGAGCCUGUGGCCCUGGAGCGAAUCGGCUGUGCGGACUGGACGGCCUUGCACGACAACGUCCCUUAUGACGUUCUUCAGAAAAUGGACAUCGUGCACUGCUUGCGCACUUUGGCCGGCGUCGAGGAGGACAGCCUUCGCAGGAACGUUCCUUUUGUGAACGCGACGCUGAUAGAGGACUUGCAGGGCAUUAGCUGGCGCACCUUCAGCCCCCGCACGCUGCAAGCCUUGGGAGCGAUCCUGAAGUCCAGGAAUCACACAGUGCCCAGAUCUGCGCGCCGAGUGCUUAUCAUCAACGCGCCUGCAGCCUUUGCAGCUGUGUGGAACACCCUCAAACACAUUCUCGUAAACCCGCACACGGCCUCAUUGAUGCAAAUAGCCAGUGCAGAGGAGUCCCUCAAGGUGCUCCGUCAGCAUAUGGACGAUUCCAUCAUCCCGGAAUACCUUGGCGGGACGAGGAGCAUCAGUGGUGAUCCAGAAUGUCGUUCACUACUGGCUCCAGGGGGCACCCCACCGGAGGCAGUUUUUGCACAUAUACGGCGCCUGAACCAAUCUUCCUAG